ACCCAAGUUCACGGUUACCGCGGCCGCAAGCGAAGGGCAGAGAGAUUCCCCCGCCCGCCUUUACUCUAAGACGCCGGAGGGGCCCCUCCCUCUGGGAACCGCGGAGUCCCAUUUCCGAAAGUGACCCGCCUUGCUUCUGAGGGACUUGCCUGCGAACGCCGCAGGGGUGUGCAUUUCUCCGAGUCUGAUAAUCCCAGCCAACGCCGGCCCGACAAGAGUUUAAGUCAGCUCCCGGGGCGUCUGUUUGUUUAUUGGCUCUUAAGGAAAAAAGUUUGAGGAUUUUCAACCAACCUCAGACCUGGCGCAAGCGGAAAUCUCGGCAUCUCUCCAGCAAAAGUCAUCUAAUUUCAAGUCGUUAUAUAAGUGGGGGCAUUAACUCUCCAUACUCCGAGCUCUCUCAUUACUACUCCAGGAGUAAAUUGUAUACCUCUUUAAAAAAUUUUUUUUAGUUGUUAUUAUUUCCCUGAGCCCAAGGACCAGGGAAAGCGCAGGCAGCGCCCUGGGCGCGCGGCAGCCCCACCCGCGCGCUGCGGGAGGGUCGCGGGGUCCGGGGUGCCGCAGGCAACCAGCGAGCAGCCGGGCCGCGCAGUCCCUCAUUCGCCACUCCACGUGGUCAGGAUCAACAGUUUGUUGAGCUCAUCAGUGACACCUUGAACUUUUCAUAAAGAAAAUGGGUAUUGCAUCGGGAGGGUUCGGCCGCGGCUGCCGGCCUGAGUCGUACUUAAUAUUCAGUGAUCUCGCUCGCGCCGACCCCUCCUUCUACUCGCAGAAAUUCCACCGAGUCCGUUACAGGGCUCAGACUUUUAAGUUAAUUUACUGCCCACCCCGCAACCCUGGCUAGUAACCAGCACCUUUAGGCUUAACCUCCCCCGCAGCUGCCGCCUGAAAAUGACAUUUCGCCGGCGUCUCCGGAGGGGGCUGAAUUUCACUUUGUAACUUUCUGCGGAACCCGAGCCCGGGUGGCAGCUCGGGUAGUGGUAUCGUAUGCAAAUACGCAUGCUGACGUUACAGAUCAUGUGGGUUUUGGCGUAGAUUCCCCACUGAUCGAGACAUUUUUUUUUCCCCUUUUUUUUUCCUUCUUUUUUUUUUUUCUUUUAAAAAAUUUGGCCACUGUUCUCCGUUCAGGGGCUUUUUCUGUCUGUCUGGCAGGCUGGCUUUCCCCCUCUUUCCCACGGAGCCCCAGCCGGGCGCCCGGUGGGGAGUGGGGACUGGGUGGGGGGAGCCAGCAGAGUUCCAUUUUGGAACGCCCGUGCCGCGUCUCCGCGUCUACAGCCCGGGUCCCCGCGUUCCCAGCCCCGCGCAGGUCUUGAUGCACCGACUGCUCCUGGAGUCACAGUGUAAAGAGAUUCCCAGGAUGUAAGCAAUAUGGGAACUGAUAUGAUGCUGCCUCUUUUGUUUAGCCAUUGGAGCAGUUACAAUUUUCUGUGCUGAGAUCAUUCUGAAAACUCAAACACUCGACUUCAGCAUUCAAGGGAAGCCAAAGCCAUUGGAGAGGGAAUAAAGCCAAAAGCUUUUUUAUCUUAUUUGUUCCAAAAAUUGCACUGCCCCUUCCCUAGCUGCCUCCAUCCACCGCCCCUCCCCCCCAAAUAAGCUAUUGCACACAGGCGGCAUGGCAAGCAAACGAAAAUCUACAACCCCAUGCAUGGUUCGGACAUCGCAAGUAGUAGGACAGGAUGUGCCCGAGGAAGGAGACGGGGCCAAAGAAAAGGGACUAAGCACGCCACAGCCUGAAAUGGCCAAGGACAGUUGGGCAAUGGAACCUGACAACUCUUCCAAAGAAAAUGAGGUGAUUGAGGUGAAAUCUACAGGGGAAAACCAAUCCAAAAAACUCCAAGGUGGUUAUGAAUGCAAAUACUGCCCUUACUCCACACAGAACCUGAAUGAGUUCACGGAGCACGUUGACACGCAACACCCCAACGUGAUUCUCAACCCCCUUUAUGUAUGCGCUGAAUGUAACUUCACAACCAAAAAAUACGACUCCUUGUCUGACCACAACUCCAAGUUCCACCCCGGGGAGACCAACUUCAAGCUGAAGUUAAUCAAGCGUAAUAAUCAAACUGUCUUAGAGCAGUCCAUUGAAGCCACCAACCACGUCCCAUCCAUCCCCACCAGUGGCCCCGGAGGCAAUGACAGUGAUCCUGGGAUCUCAGUGAGUAAAACCCCCAUCAUGAAGCCAGGGAAACCGAAAGCUGAUGCCAAGAAGGUGCCCAAGAAGCCAGAGGAAGCUGCCACCGAGAACCACGUGGAAGGGACUGCACGCCUGGUGACAGACGCAGCGGAGAUCCUCUCAAGACUUGGAGGCAUGGACCUCCUCCAGGACACGUUAGGGCAUGUCAUGCCUUCUGUCCAGCUCCCACCAAAUAUCAACCUUGUCCCCAAGGUCCCCGUCCCACUGAAUACCACCAAAUACAACUCUGCCCUGGACACGAACACCACCAUGAUCAGCUCUUUCAACAAGUUCCCUUACCCAACCCAGGCUGAGUUGUCCUGGCUGACAGCUGCUUCCAAACACCCAGAAGAGCACAUCAGAAUCUGGUUUGCCACCCAGCGCUUAAAGCACGGCAUCAGCUGGUCCCCGGAGGAGGUGGAGGAGGCCCGGAAAAAGAUGUUUAAUGGCACCAUCCAGUCCGUACCCCCAACGAUCACCGUGCUGCCCGCCCAGUUGGCCUCCACAAAAAUGUCACAGCCCAUCCUCCAGACAGCUCUACCGUGUCAGAUCCUCGGCCAGACCAGCCUGGUGCUGACUCAGGUGACAAGCGGGUCGACAACUGUCUCCUGCUCCCCCAUCACACUUGCGGUGGCCGGGGUGACCAACCACGGCCAGAAGAGACCUUUAGUGACUCCCCAAGCUGCCCCUGAGCCAAAGCGUCCGUACAUCGCCCAGGUGCCAGAGCCCCCACCUAAGGUGGCCAACCCUUCACUGACCCCAGCCAGUGACCGCAAGAAGACAAAGGAGCAGAUAGCACAUCUCAAGGCAAGCUUUCUCCAGAGCCAGUUCCCUGACGAUGCUGAGGUCUAUCGACUCAUCGAGGUGACUGGCCUUGCCAGGAGCGAGAUCAAGAAGUGGUUCAGCGAUCACCGGUAUCGGUGCCAAAGGGGCAUCGUCCACAUCACCAGCGAAUCCCUUGCCAAAGACCAGUUGGCCAUCGCGGCCUCCCGACACGGUCGCACAUACCAUGUGUACCCAGACUUUGCCCCACAGAAGUUCAAAGAAAAAACACAGGGUCAGGUUAAAAUCCUGGAAGACAGCUUUUUGAAAAGCUCUUUCCCAACCCAAGCAGAACUGGAAAGACUAAGGGCAGAGACCAAGCUAAGCAGGAGAGAGAUUGAAUCCUGGUUCUCGGAGAGGCGGAAGCUCCGAGACAGCAUGGAACAAGCCGUCUUGGAUUCCAUGGGGUCGAGCAGAAAAGGCCAAGAUGUGGUGGCUCCCAAUGGUGCUCUGUCUCGACUUGACCAGCUCUCUGGUGCCCAGUUAGCCAGUUCUCUGCCCAGCCCUUCACCAGCAAUUACAAAAAGUCAAGAACAGGUUCAUCUCCUGAGGAGCACGUUUGCAAGAACGCAGUGGCCUACUCCCCAGGAGUAUGACCAGUUAGCGGCAAAGACCGGCCUGGUCCGAACUGAAAUUGUGCGUUGGUUCAAGGAGAACAGAUGCUUGCUAAAAACUGGAACCUUAAAGUGGGUGGAACAGUACCAGCAGCAGCACGUGGCCAAUGAUCACGGCUACGAGGCUGCAUCAAGGAGAGCAACAAAAGCCGUGGUUGCCGAAAGCCUGAAGAACGGGAGUGAGGGGGGCCAGCAAUAUCACAGGGACCCCAAAAAAGUCUGUCAGGAGGACUUGGAGAAGUUGGUACCCAGAGUGAAAGGGAGCCACGAGCAAGCAAAAGACAGUUUGGUGGCCAAGUCUUCGGAGGUCACUUCGGACAGAUCUGAGGGCAGCAGCCGGGAUGGCCAGGGCAGCGAUGAGCACGAGGAGGCAGGCGUUGUGGACUGGGUGGAGGUGACAGUCGGAGAGGAGGAUGCCGUCUCAGACAGGUCGGACAGCUGGAGUCAGACUGCAGCCGAAGGCGCAGCAGAGCUGGCCGACUCGGACUCCGACAGUGUCCCUGCCGAGGCUGGCCAGGCCUAGCCAGGGAAGCCCCUCAGAACUGCUGUGCUGAUAAAGGGGAUGCUCUACCUUUGAAGAAAGAAGAGAACUUCCCUCCCCGGCCAUCCUGGCCCGAGACUCCAAGUGGAAUUACUUAGCUCGCGUGUGCCUGCAGGAUUCGGGAACCCCAGCUGCUUUCACAUGCACCUCGCAGAGGACCGGUGGGAAUUGUUCAUAGUGCCAAAGUCCUACUACUGCGUUUUCAGUGGGUCCUUGUACAUAGUUUGCUCCUCUGCCCUGGCCCCUGGCUCUUGCUAUACUGGAAUCUAUUUGUACAACAUGGGACUUUUGUUACCUUUUUAAUCGAGCGCAACUUCCUUUUCCAGCACUACCAUGGUAAGGUUUUUUUCUGGGAGGGAGGGCUGGGCACAUGUGUUUUUCUAUUUUUUCUUCUUUUCCUUUUUAUUUUAUUAAUUUGUGGGAGGGGGGAAUGUUAGUAUUAGUGCCAUUAUAUCUACCGGAUUUUAGGUAGGGAGAGUUCAUUUUUAAAGGUAGUUUGAAAUGUGGGAGAUUUCUCAGUGGAAAGGGCUGGACCUCAGGGUCUGGCUCAACUCAAAGAGGAUUUACGGACAGUAGAACUUCCAAAUCAGUCCAUUUCUGGUUCUUCCCCCAGCCACCUUCGGGGUCCCUGUUUUGCCUCGUGCACAGCUUACUCGGCCACCAAGAGGUCCAUCUAGCUUCUCACCUACCUGGCCUUGUAGGUCCAACCUUGGGCCAAGCCGGCACCCGGAGAACUGGGUGUCAGACGGCUGUUCUCUCUAAGCUCCUUUUUAGAUACCAGCAGAAAGGGCUCUCCCAUUUGUUAGCAUUACUAUUAAUUUUAUGAAUUUAAAACAAAAAGAGAGAUCUUCCUAUCUAGAUGGUACAAACAUGAAUAGCCUUGGUUUUCAUUUCUGUCCCUAACUGCCUUUUCUCAGUGUGGUAUUUGACAAGAUUUCAGCUUGAAGCCUCACCAUGAAUUGAUUUUGUUUGUGUAUUUGUUUUGGGCCAAUUUUAGAUUCCUGAGUGCACUUUUUUUCUUUUUUUUUCUUUUUUUUGUUAGUCCUAACUUUUAAAGAAGAAAAACCAAGAGACCUAUCUGGUGUCAAUGUUGCAAUAUGAAUUGUGUUUGCAAUCCCUUGCCCCACCCACUGUUCCCCAUUUGAAUCCACUGCACAGAUAAAAUGCUAGGGAGUUUGAAAAAAAAAAAGACCUUUUUUCUAACUUGUUGCUCAUUUGUUGUUAACUCAAUAAAGCAAAAGACUAAGCAUUUUUAUAACCUUUUCCUCUGCCCC
Messenger RNA from Manis pentadactyla (Chinese pangolin), 5418 nucleotides. RefSeq names its product zinc fingers and homeoboxes 2 (gene ZHX2). The record is from RefSeq and is a predicted model, not a curated record. Gene Ontology annotation, molecular function: DNA-binding transcription factor activity, RNA polymerase II-specific; DNA binding. The transcript is spliced from 4 exons. NCBI's taxonomy places the organism in Eukaryota, Metazoa, Chordata, Mammalia, Pholidota, Manidae. Gene Ontology annotation, cellular component: nucleus. Gene Ontology annotation, biological process: regulation of transcription by RNA polymerase II. The coding region runs from base 1610 to 4126 and encodes 838 amino acids.